Molecule: messenger RNA, 6011 nt
Organism: Puntigrus tetrazona (Sumatra barb)
Lineage: Eukaryota; Metazoa; Chordata; Actinopteri; Cypriniformes; Cyprinidae
Product: serine/threonine-protein kinase PAK 3
Exons: 17
Coding region: 223-2046 (607 amino acids)
Biological process (GO): regulation of actin cytoskeleton organization; regulation of MAPK cascade; intracellular signal transduction
Cellular component (GO): cytoplasm
Molecular function (GO): ATP binding; protein serine/threonine kinase activity
Source: RefSeq, a predicted model, not a curated record
UAGGUAACAGUAGGCAGGCAGUGAAGCACGCAGGCUGCCGACUAGCCAGUGAGUCCAGGUCUGGGGGUCAGGAACCGGUCUGAGCACAGAAUGGAGAGUCUGUGCGUGUACUAGGUUUUAGGAAUGCUUUGGAGGAUGUACAAGGAAGACACAAGGAGGCUUCAACAGAUAUAACCAGGGAAUGUCAAGACAUGUUUCAGGCCAUAGUAAGUGCAAAUAAAGAUGUCAGAUUGUGUUGAUGUUGAAGAAAAGCCACCUGCCCCCCCUUUAAGAAUGAACAGUAGUUCCCGUGACCCUUCUUCAGUGCACAGUUCAAAACCACUUCCAAUGGCUCCAGAGGAGAAGAACAAGAAAGCCCGCCUCAGGUCCAUCUUUCCAGGGGGAGACAAAACCAAUAAAAAGAAAGAGAAGGAGCGUCCAGAGAUAUCCCUGCCCUCUGAUUUUGAGCACACCAUCCAUGUAGGCUUUGACGCAGUAACGGGGGAAUUUACUGGUAUUCCAGAGCAGUGGGCUCGGUUAUUGCAAACGUCUAAUAUUACUAAGUUGGAACAGAAGAAAAACCCUCAGGCUGUAAUAGAUGUUCUCAAGUUCUACGACUCCAAAGAGACAGUGAACAACCAGAAAUACAUGAGCUUCACAUCAGGAGAUAAAUCUGCUCAUGGUUACAUUGCAGCCAAUACUCUGAAUCGCCUUCUGUCUUCCGGGCCACCUGUCAGCCUUAGAACCUGCAGCGCAUUAUUUGACAAGCAAGGGGGUAAGACAACUUCUGAAUCUCCUAUUGCACCUCCGGUGUCUGAAGAAGAAGAUGAGGAAGAGGAUGACGAAGAGGAAGAAGAAGAAGAUGAUGAUGAUGAUGAUGAGGUUCCACCUAUCAUCGCCCCACGACCUGAGCACACCAAAUCUAUCUUCACUCGCUCUGUUAUUGACUCAGCUGCACCUCCUGCUUCUGUCAAAGAGGUCACAACCCCUCCAGAGUCUCAAGUACAGCCAGAGAACACAUCCAGUAUGCUGUACCGUCACACUGACCGACAGAGGAAGAAGUCCAAAAUGACAGAUGAGGAAAUACUGGAAAAACUCAGAAGCAUUGUUAGCGUUGGUGAUCCAAAGAAGAAAUACACACGCUUUGAGAAAAUAGGACAAGGGGCAUCUGGGACAGUAUAUACAGCUAUCGACAUUGCCACAGGACAGGAGGUGGCAAUCAAACAGAUGAAUCUUCAGCAGCAGCCAAAGAAAGAGCUCAUUAUUAACGAGAUCCUUGUGAUGAGGGAAAACAAAAACCCCAAUAUAGUAAAUUACCUGGACAGUUAUCUAGUAGGAGACGAGUUGUGGGUGGUGAUGGAAUAUUUGGCAGGUGGUUCACUUACUGAUGUGGUAACAGAGACAUGCAUGGAUGAGGGACAGAUUGCUGCAGUGUGCAGAGAGUGUCUACAGGCUCUGGAUUUUCUUCAUUCUAAUCAGGUGAUUCAUAGAGAUAUCAAGAGUGAUAACAUUCUGUUGGGCAUGGACGGUUCAGUGAAACUGACGGAUUUUGGGUUCUGUGCUCAGAUCACACCUGAGCAGAACAAACGUAGCACCAUGGUUGGAACACCCUACUGGAUGGCCCCAGAGGUUGUAACGCGAAAAGCCUAUGGUUCCAAAGUAGACAUCUGGUCCCUUGGUAUCAUGGCUAUUGAAAUGGUGGAGGGGGAGCCACCAUACCUGAAUGAGAACCCACUCAGGGCCCUAUAUUUAAUUGCAACAAACGGAACUCCAGAACUACAAAAUCCUGAGCGGCUAUCCUCUGUGUUUCGAGACUUUCUGAACAGCUGUCUGGAGAUGGAUGUAGACCGGAGAGGGUCAGCUACAGAAUUGUUGCAGUCCACCAUCUCCGUGGGCUCCCUCGUCCCUUCGGCUCCGCAUUGGUCUGUAGUCAACCAUCCACUGCCUCAAGAAUCCAAUCCUUUGGCUAUGCCUCAUCCCUCCAUCUCUCUGACUCUGUCAGGUUCCUCCUUCCCUCCAGCUCUACCUCAGUCCUCUGUCGCUCUGGCUCCACCCACUCGUUCCUGAAACUUGCAAAGCCCCUUUCCAGCUUGACUCCGCUGAUUGUAGCUGCCAAGGAAGCCAUCAAGAAUAGCAGCCGUUAAGAUGUUCCCUCUACCCCCACACAGAAGCAUACACAUUCAGACACAAACACACACAAACAUGUGCACAGAGAGUGCAAGAGCAGUGUGUUUGUGUGUGAUAGCACAAUUAAACAGUAUCUAAAUUUGGACACAAACACUCUCAAAGGGUCCCUACCCUCAAACAUGUUGUGAUGUAUGGAACUGCCACUCCAGUCCAUCAGUAUGUGUCCACCUCUACUCACCUGGAAAGAAAAUAGGAACAACUGAAAAACAACUCCUGUGUUUCUUCUGGAAUCAAAAAUGAUGUGUAUUACAGUAGAACUCCAAAAUUAUCCAGUUUAUUGUCUUACUUAAUAUAUUCUGAACUGCCUUGGAUUACUAGCACCCUUCUUUGGGUUUUACAGGGUUUUUCCUGUUCCUAAAGAUGUGUACCUCCAAAUCUCGGGAUCUCCCCAAAACAUCUGCAUGACCGCAGCUAUUCACAGCAAUCAUUUUCUUUAUACAAGGUGUGUGCUCAAAGUCAGAGAGCAGUCAGAGAGAGAAAAAAUACUGAAAGAGUGAGAAAUAUAAGAACUAAAAUGAAUCUCAGAGGAAAGAAAAGUGCCCAGGUCACAUUUCAUCCAAAAUCUCAUCACAUUUCUUGACUAUUGAGAUUUUACAAUUAUUAGAAGGCUAUAGUCCAUGCUCUCUCUGUAAUUUUUUCAAAAUGAAUUCACAGACUUAGUUUUUAAAUGUAAUAUCUCUGCCAUAGGGCCCAGCAUUUAGUCAUUAAUACUACAACACAUAGGUCUAAACUAUGCAUUUUAAGAACAAAUGCUAAAUGCUGAAAACCAAGCCAUGAGGAGCCAAAUGUAUAGUGGGCUAAUGUGCUACUUCCUGGGCAUUAUGGAGUAGGAAAACCCUGCUGGUGUUUUGAUCUGCUCAUCACACAUUAUCAGAAAACAUUGCAAUAAAUUAUUUCAGAAUGAAAUAAAAUGUUUGCAUGAUGAAGGGCCAUUCACAUAAGACUUCUUGGGGACACUUAAUUUCUAGCGAGUAUUGUCAAUUUGAUUUGUCUUUCAUUAAUAAAUCAUUAGAAAAAUUGUAUAAUAUGAUUAACUAAUCAUUAGUUAAUAGAGAUAUUCACCUAUCUAGACAUAUAAGAUCAUGUGCUUGUUAAUGUUCACUAAUCAAUUUAACAGUUAUUGUUUUAUUUUGUAAAUUGAAAUGCUUAAAAUGUCAUUAAACCUUUUAUUUAUAUGAUAAUGUUUUUUUUUAAUUAUUUUGAUAGAUGGUUUACAAUGAUUAAAGGCUUCAUUAAUAAAUUCUUUACAAAUAUUAUAAUAUUUAAUGCAUUUUAAAUAUUUACAAAUGAUUUUAACUGAAAUAUUUGCAGGCUUUUGGUCUUUGUUGUAUAGAAAUCUUUUGUAGACUAUUUGCACAUUGUAUUUAUUGAAUAUUUGUUAACCAAAUUUGGAAAGUAUUCAUCAAUUGUAAAUGUUUAUAUCCAUUUGCUAAUCAUUAGUGCCUUCAUUCUAAAGUGGAGGAUAUUCAUCUUUUGUAAAACAUCAUAAACAUAUUCAUGUUUAUUUAUUUAUUUAUCUAUCUAUCUAUCUAUCUAUCUAUCUAUCUAUCUAUCUAUCUAUUUAUUUAUUUAUUUAUUUAUUUAUUUAUUUAUUUAUUUAUUUAUAUUUUUGUCUUUAUUGUAUCUGGACAUUUACCCAAUAACCAACCCAUACCACCAAACCUGUCUCUAACCUAAACCUGUUAAUUGUUAGGUAAUGUUUAAUACAGUUAUUAGUGAAUAUUAACAAGCACAUUACUUCACAUUUCUAGAUAUGUGAAUAUGUAUAAAAUACAGAUUUUGUAAGUAUUAGAUAAUGUUUGUUAAUGAUUUAUUAUUGAAAAUCAUUGUAAAUCAUUGUACUCCCAUGUGCACAUUGUUGAGCAAGUCACAUUUUAUAAAUGCUUACACGUAACCAGAUAACGGGAAAAAGGUGUGGUUUAAUGACACUUCUUGCCCCCAGAAGAAAAAAGAUUACAAUAACACAACAAUGUAUGGUAUAUAUUUGUCAUUGAACAUAAAUGUUUUCUGUCUAACACAUUGUGUUACAAACAGUUCUGAUCCAUUCAAUUGCCCUCUGUUUGGCUGCUUUCAAACUAUAGUUUGCAUCUUGUGUGAAUGGUCCCUAAGAGAACAGUUGCAAAUCCCUCUUUCACUUGUUAACACUCUUUAGUUUCACUGAUUUCCAGUUUGGAACAAACAUCAAUAGGGGUGCUACUUUUGAUGCCUUUUUCAGAAACAGUCACAAGUUAAAAGUGUUUGAUUUUUGCUGAGGAUACCUUAAUUCUCACUUGGUUUAACAAUAUAUAUUUAUACAGUAAAAAAGUAGAAGUUCUAAGUGUAUGCCCUAGUAGAGGAUGUAGGUGUUUAAUAGAUUGUCAACUUGAUAUCUUUCUUUACAAAUGAGUGUUUAUGUGAGAGUUGUGCAUAGAUAUUAUAACCUCAGCCUGCUUUUAGUCUGUCUCUCUAAUCACUGUGAACAAUUCAGGAUAGUACACCCAGACUACUACACCAGAUAGAUGAGGUAGAUGUAGUUAGCAACAACCAUAGACAUCUAAAGACAUGGACAGCAAUAUCUAAAUAGUGCUACUGCUUUCAUGCAUACUGUAAUAAAUUUUACAACCCCACUUACAGUAAGUAUCAAAAUGAUAAAUGGGAGUUCCAUUUUAUUGUAGCAGCCAGUUUCAUGCAUGACAUAACUUAAUUACUUUCCUUGACCUUUGAUAAGUUAGCCUUAAAAAAAUUUGAGGAUGAUAACCAAUGUAUGUUGUUGUUUUGUUUGGUUUUUUUUUGUUUUUUUUGUUUUUUUUAAUGAAAACCAGUAAUAUUCAGGCUGCUCUUUGAUAUGUGUUUUUAAAUAUUGUGCAUUCGAGUUCCAAGAAAAUACUGUCUAUGAUCAAAUCUAUGAUGGACAUGUUGAUGCAUAUUUAACAGAUAGCAGUGUCUUGUGCCUGUAACAGAGACUGCAGGACCAUUCAGCAGGCUAAAAUAACUAUCAUAAACAGUUACUGCAGCCUACCUAUAUUGCAGCCUAUCUCUCUGCAUUGGAGCAGAUGCAAGGAGGAGCACAAUGCAAAUUUAUUUAUGGCCCAUGGACCCUUCAUAUUUAAUCAGAGCUUGGACACGAAGUGGACUAAGAGCACAUAAAAACAUAAAAAAAAUUAAAGCGCCAUAAUUGUGGAAAGCGCAACUCCGGGAUUCCUCUUGUCUCUUGUAAACUCCCUAUUUCUUCUGAACGUGUGAACCCUGGUACAUGUGCUGUAACAAAAUUCCUCUAUUGGUGUCUAAUAUGGGAAUGAAACAAAACUGUACAUGCUUACAAUGUGUUCUUUUUAAUUUAUUAUAAUUAUGAGUUUUGAGAACAGCUUGAUUUAUCUCAGGCAAAAAAGUACACUAUAAUGUACUAAAAGUGCUCUAAAAUUAUUCUUUAGUACUUACUAAAAAUAAAUUUAAGAUCAGUAAACUCAUCUUUUAAAAAAUGCAUUUAGUCACCACUUAAAUGUACUACUGUAUGAAAGAUGGUUCAGGUGUAAUACUAAAAACAUUUUUUUAAAAAAAGACAAAGUAUGUUAAAAGUGCUAUGUUAGGUCAUAUUCAUGUAUGGUGAUCAUACGUGCCAUUUUUUCGGGACACUGUAUUGUAUUUCCAUAUUGCCUAAAAUAUAGGUUUUGGCUUUGUUUGCGUGUGCACACCGAUGUAUGACAUCAGUCCCUUAUGCUUUCUAAAUGCUCUGUAUUUUGAAUCAAAACAAUAUACAAAUUCUGACCAGGACUCAAAAUAGCACAGUUUAGUACACUGGUGAUUUUAAGUUUACUAAAGAACAGUUUGUUUGUAAAAAAAAAAGUAAAAACAAUGUGAAAAUAUGC